Molecule: messenger RNA, 2226 nt
Organism: Archocentrus centrarchus (flier cichlid)
Lineage: Eukaryota; Metazoa; Chordata; Actinopteri; Cichliformes; Cichlidae
Product: kidney mitochondrial carrier protein 1-like
Exons: 10
Coding region: 196-1071 (291 amino acids)
Biological process (GO): transmembrane transport
Source: RefSeq, a predicted model, not a curated record
GAGAGCAGAAAAGGGAAGAGGGGGCGGGGUUUCCAUGCUACUCAGCAGCGGAGGAGGGCUGUGGGGCUGGUCUCCCCCGACUGAAACGCCACUUUUACGCCUCAAGUAUUAAGACCGCUGCUCACCCAGCUCAUCUGCCUUCCUCUCUAGUCACCGGCUAGUUGGUGGGGUUUUUUUUCCCCUCUGUGACUCGGUAUGCGGCAUGAGAAAAUGUCUAACGUCAACUGGAAGCCCUUUGUUUUCGGCGGGCUGGCUUCAGUAACGGCGGAAUGUGGGACCUUUCCAAUCGACCUGGCCAAGACUCGCCUUCAGGUCCAGGGUCAGGUGGGCGACGUUAAAUACCGAGAGAUCCGGUACCGAGGCAUGCUCCACGCUAUGAUGAGGAUCGGGAGAGAGGAGGGGCUCCGAGCUUUGUAUUCAGGGAUUGCUCCUGCCAUGCUGCGCCAGGCCUCCUAUGGGACCAUAAAAAUUGGCACAUACCAGACUUUUAAGAGGCUGCUAGUUGAAAGGCCAGAGGAUGAGACGCUGUUCACUAAUGUGCUGUGUGGCAUUCUCUCUGGUGUCAUUUCCUCCUCCAUUGCCAACCCUACCGAUGUGCUUAAGAUCCGCAUGCAAGCUCAGGGAAAUGUGAUCCAGGGCAGUAUGAUGGGCAACUUCAUUAAUAUUUACCAGGAGGAGGGAACAAGAGGACUGUGGAAGGGAGUCUCUCUAACAGCUCAGAGGGCAGCUAUCGUGGUGGGGGUGGAGCUUCCAGUCUAUGACCUCACCAAGAAGCAUCUGAUCUUGUCAGGCCACAUGGGGGACACCGUGUACACACACUUCUUGUCCAGCUUUGUGUGCGGCUUGGCGGGGGCUUUGGCCUCAAAUCCAGUGGAUGUGGUCCGGACGCGCAUGAUGAACCAGAGAGGAGGAGCGCUGUACCAGGGAACAUUAGACUGUCUGCUGCAGACGUGGCGCUCUGAAGGCUUCAUGGCCCUCUACAAGGGUUUCUUUCCCAACUGGCUCCGCCUAGGACCGUGGAACAUCAUCUUCUUCCUCACCUACGAACAGCUGAAGAAGAUCAGCGUGUGAUCAGCAGAGCAACACAGCGGAGAUGAGUGUGAGCGCACGCUCUGAGAUGAGCCGAGAGGACCAAAAACAGGAAAGGCUGGAUGGUGACGGAUGCUUGAUGGAGCCAGCAGGGGGACAGGGCACGCAAAUGCAGACCUGCGUUAAGGGUCGGAAUUUGAAUUUCCCAGAUUCCUGUUUGGGCUGUUUGUCUCCUGAAACCUGUGGCAAAUGUGGACACAACUGUGACACACACACACACACACACACACGUUAUAUUUUUUCUCAUCUAAGUGCUACGUCAGGCUAAGCAACUUAUUUAAAUUUGCUAUUGCUUCAUGCGGCCUGAUUUGUUGACUGGGAAACUUUUAGGACACAACAAUCCCAGGAACUUGUUUAAAGAUGGCUCUAAUGUUGCCAGGAAAACAUGAGGCUUCUACACAUUAAGUGCUCUAAAACUGAGUGCCUUAGUAUGCGAUGCAGGCUGUCUAGGCCUGAGCCGCAAGCUGACAUUCGCCAUGAUCACUCUCUUUAUGAAAAGAUUCAAAAAUAUGUUUGCAUGCAGGAGGUGACAAACUUGGACAUGAUGUUUUUCUUUUUCUGUAUUUCUAAAUUUAAAGAGAUGGGUGUGGAAAGGUUAAAUUAUUUAGUUUUCCCUGAGGUGUUUAGCAAAGAGCCAAGAAUACAUCCUGGUGUGCUGUAAUAAAUAAGCUACAUAAACAGGCCCUUGUCCAUAUGUGGUGAGAUUUGUGGUGCCUCAUGCCAGCAAGUGCAGACAGUGAGUGUAACCUUGGGCAGCUGGGGUUUGAUGCUGUGCUCCCUGGGAUAUCAUUUAGUCUGCUGGAAAACACUGCAAAUGCAGAAGUUAUAUAAACCUGCAUAUUGUACAUUAUAUCGCCUCCAGGUUCAGUCCACUGAGAUAUGAUGCGGUGCAUCGUUUUGUGUUUAAAGGCACUUAGACCACUACACGUGAUCCGCAGUUAACGCCAAAUGUAUUUUCAUAUACUGUAUUUGCAUCCUGUAAAUGUGAGCUGUUAUUGUGAGGAAUGAAAAUGUCACUGGCUCUUAUGUGUGCGUGUGAGCUAUCGCUGCUGCCAAAGUGUAAGCCAGUGUAACUUUUGUUAUACUUUGUUGAUGUAAAUGCUUCAUGCGUAUUUGAAAUAAUAAAAAGAAGAGGAG